GUUAAUCAUAUAAAUUUGACCCUAAAAUCUAUCUCAUUCUCUCAUCAAUCUUCUUCCUUUAAAUCCCUAAAUCUUCACGUUACUUUUCUAUCUACAUUUUCACUUUCAAUGGCUUUGAUUAUCACCUGCUCCGCUCUACCCACGAUCCGAGCAUCUUCCGGAUCCGGAUCCCUUAACCCGGAUCAAAACCGUAAGAAAUCUGCUGCUUGGUGGGCUCCUCUCUUCGGUUUACCCUCCGAUCCAGAUUACCUCAACAUCGAAAGCUCAUGCUCCACCGUGAAUCCGGAUAAAACCGAUAUUUCCGGGUCGGGUCAAAAGUUUCGUCGCGGUUGUUUUACGGAGGAGAAAGCUAAGCAGUUGAGGAGGAAAACCGCAGAAGCUUCCACGUUCCAUGACGUAAUGUAUCACUCCGCCAUUGCUUCUCGACUUGCGUCUGAUAUCACCGGCCGAGUCGAGGAUUGAAACGGAUUCGGGUCAGAUCUGGAGACGAAUCAAUUAAUGAAUAAUUAAUCUUUUUUUUCUUAAUUCAGUGUUCUUGUAGGAUGCAGACCAUCUUCUAUCGGUGCUCCUUUUUCAUUUGAACCGUUGGCUUGUGUUUGGUCUUUGUGUGUUGUAAACUCUAGUUCCCUUUCUGUUUCUUCUGUAAUCAACCGUUGGAUUUCCACUUGUUAUUUUUAGACAUGUGUUCCCUAGUUAGCUCUUUUAUCUUAUCUCAAAUUUAAGACAUUGUGUUCUCUAAAUCUACAUCAGAACUUGACUUUGGUCUG
Molecule: messenger RNA, 767 nt
Organism: Arabidopsis thaliana (thale cress)
Lineage: Eukaryota; Viridiplantae; Streptophyta; Magnoliopsida; Brassicales; Brassicaceae
Exons: 1
Coding region: 109-462 (117 amino acids)
Source: RefSeq, marked reviewed